AAUGGCAGCGACCAUGCUAACCAUGCAGCAAGCGGCGUUAUAGUGGGCGGCGUGCAAAUAUCACGCGAAUUACGUGUUUUAGUUUAUGCUAAAGUUAUCGCUCAUGCAGUAAGGUUCGCUACGUUAGGCAAGCGUUAGGCUUGAAUUUAGGUAAUGGGUUACAGGUACAUUACCACGUGUUGAGGGCGAUCUGCUUGUUUUGAUAUUUGUGUAAUCCCAAGUGCCGGGAAACCUAUGAUGAUUAUUUGGUGACAAAAUCAAGGUGUUCCUUGGCAUCUAAAAUGACAGGGAAAACACUAAAAUUGUGGGGAAGACACUUGACGUGGCUGAGACUUAAACAUCUGCGUGGUCUCUGCACUUGUCCAACUAGAAAAUUCACCGCUCGUGAAGCUCGCCAGACCUUCGUCGAAUAUUUCGUCAAAGGCCAUGAACACCAGUUCGUCCCAUCCAGCUCUGUUGUGCCCGCAGCCGCGGACAAAUCUGUUCUUUUUACAAAUGCGGGCAUGAACCAGUUCAAGGGAGUUUUUCUUGGAAUGGUGGAACCAUCCAGCCCUUUAUAUGACUUGCAGCGAGCUGCAAACUACCAGAAGUGUAUCAGGGUUGGUGGCAAGCACAAUGACUUGGACGAUGUUGGAAAGGACUUGUCACACCACACCUUUUUUGAAAUGCUCGGAAACUGGUCAUUUGGAGACUAUUUCAAGAAGGAAGCGUGUGCAAUGGCCUGGGAACUGCUCACAAAAGUUUAUCAGCUGCCGAAGGAAAGGCUUUAUGUAACUUACUUUGCUGGAGAUUAUACCUUAGGUUUGCAGCCAGAUGAAGAGUGUCGUCAUGUGUGGUUGGACCUUGGUGUGCCGGAGGCUCACAUCCUUCCCUUUGGAAUGAAGGAAAACUUUUGGGAAAUGGGCAGUGUCGGACCAUGUGGCCCCUGUACUGAAAUUCACAUUGACCUUGCUGAGCACAGCUUUGCUUCAUCACCUCCUGUGCAUCGAGUCAAUGCUGGACACAGUGACAUGGUGGAACUUUGGAACCUUGUGUUUAUGGAAUUCAACAGGGACGCUGAUGGUCAGUUGCACUCACUACCAAAGAAACAUGUGGACACAGGAAUGGGACUUGAACGCCUUACUGCAGUUCUUCAGAAUGUGAAAUCAAACUAUGACACGGACUUGUUUUCACCUCUCAUUAAGGCUUUGCAAAAGAAAGCUAGAGUGAAGCCUUACAGUGGCCUGGUAGGCAGUGGCUGUUUCGUGGACAUUGCCUAUCGCACUGCUGUAGACCAUGCCCGUAUGUUCACAAUGGCCAUUUCUGAUGGUGUACUUCCAGAACAUGCAGAUGCUGGGAACAAGUUACGGAGAAUUAUACGCAAGGCUUCUCAUGCAGUAAUCUGGCAUUUGAAAUGUGAUCGAGGAACUCUGGCCCUCUUGGCAGAAGAUGUUCAGCAUCUUCUGGGUGAUGUUUACCCUGGAAUUAAUAUAGAACUGGUGAAAAAUAUUGUGAAUGCCGAAGAAGACAAAUACCUUCAUCAGAUGAGUAAGGCGGAGGCUGCACUGAAUGGUGUGAAGUCGGCUGAUGUUAUGCCUGGACAUAUUGCCUGGGAACUCUAUGUUCAGCAUGGCCUCCAGAAGGAGCUGAUUACUGAUCUGGCUCUAGAAAGAGGCCUGUCUGUUGACUGGGAACAGUUUGCGCGGCUCUUCAAGGAAUUUCAGGAAAAGUCUGCAUCAGGUCGUUCAAGGGAUGAAUUAAAUCCGUUCCAUCAACUCUCUGAUCAUGCUGAGCACCUUCGGAAAUUGGGUGUUGUGCCUACCGAUACUGAGAGCAUUUACUACUGCACAUCUACUAACGGCGUUUAUGAGUUCCCAUCCUUGAAGUCAACUGUCAAAGCUGUCUUUUGCGAUGGCCAGGGAGUUACCAGUGCCAGACAAGGAGAACACUGUCUUGUUGUAACCAAUGCCACAAACUUCUACUUUGAAAGUGGGGGCCAAGUCUCUGACACUGGAUGCAUCAAAACCAAGAGUGGUGAAGUCACUGUUCAUGAUGUGAAAAACUGCAGUGGCUUUGUUUUUCACAAAGGUGUGGUCACAGCUGGACUAAUCCACCAGGGUGAUGAUGCAGAAAUGUGGAUUGAUAAACAACAUCGAUUGCAGUGCAUGAUACACCACACUGCAGCGCAUUGCCUGAAUGCUGCACUGAGAGCAGUAAUUGAUUCUGCUGAGCAGAGGUCAUCAUUGGUAGACAGUGAGCACUUGCGUUUUGAUUUUGUCUGUAAGAAAAAUUUGACCAACGAGCAGGUAGCAAAAAUUGAAGAGAUCUGUCGUGAUGCAAUCCAAGCUGGUCGCAUUGUUGUAAGAAGGACUAUGCCUCUGGAAAAUGCUUUGGCCCUACCAGAGCUAGUUAAAGUUCCAAAUGAGACUUAUCCCAAAACUGUCUCCGUGAUAAGGAUUGGAAAUGAAGAUGACAUCUUUUCUCAAGAGCUUUGUUGUGGAACGCACGUCUCAUCCUUGUCGGACCUGGGAGAAAUUGUGGUGACAUCACACCGUUCCGUGGGCACCAUGGUAAGGUCCAUCUGUGCUGUAGCUGGGCCAUUGGCUGCUGCUUUGCGUUUUCAAGAUGAGCACGUCCAGAGGCAAAUGAGUGAGCUAGCAGAAGAAGUUGAAGCUUUGAACCGAGUAUCACUGGAUGAAUACGUAACUAUGGCAGCUUCCAAGAGAAAACUUACUGAAGUGCGAAAGCUUGUAGCUGCCCGUGGAAUUUCCCUGCUGCUUCAGAGGAAAGCAGAGGCAGAACUUCUCAAGCUGGAGCGUCAUGUAGACAGCAUCAUCCGAAAGUACAACCGGAAUUUUGGAGAGCCGAAGGUGAUAGAUCAGUUGAACAGGGCCUUGGAGAAGUGGAAGCACACAAACUUUGUUGUGGCUUGCUUUGACUUUUGCAUGGAUGGAAACCUUGUGUCAAAGCUGGCAUACAAGAAAUGCAGUUCUAAGCCAUACUUCAUUGCAGCAUUCAUAAGUACUGACCAACUUCGCAUAGACUGUGCUGUCCCCAAGGAGUUCUUGACCAGUGAAUUUCAAGCGGAGGCUUGGGUGAAGGCUGUUGGACCUUAUGUAACCUUACAUAAUUUUGUGUCUCCCAAAGUUCACACCACUAAGACUUACUGUUAUGUGAGGGCAUCAUUUGGGCCAGGUUUAGAUCUCGAAUUUGUCGAGCAAGCUGCUGUCAAUUUUGCCAAAAGUCAUUGUGCUGGCAAACUGAGCAAGAAAACAUCAGAUGUCCAAUUAUGAUAAGAUAUACAGUUUGUAGCGCAGGUAUUUUCCAUAUGUGUACAUAGCCAGUUUGUCUGUUGUCUUUAUUUUGUAAACACAUGCAUUCUCUAGUAAGCUAUGGUUCCCUCUGACAGACUAAAAAUUGUUGUGAAAUUCCAUUCCAUGGCUACAGAACUCUGGUGGCUUGUAUGUCGUGACUUGGAAGCUAUUUCUGGAGAAUUAAAAAACUUCUUGUCAUUUGAACUAUUGCUAGUGCCCACACAUCAAAGCAUUUAUGCUAUCUCUUAGGGAAUCCUAUUAGCUGUGCAAAAAAAGAAACUGUGUUUGCAUUGCAAAUGAACAAGAAGGGGAAUGUGACAGUAUUCUGUUGGGCUAGUUGGUGCAUAUCAACAGGUACGGCCAGCAACUUAACACAAGGAUGACAGUACCAGUGGCUAGAUUUUUGUUAGGCACAACAACAUAAAGCCGGCAAUGAAGCCAAGGAAAGUGUAAAGGAAAUUUCCUGUGGUUUUAACUUAAAUGUAGAAAUGAUAAGGUAAAGGGAAAUGAAAGUGGAGAAAAAUACAACUUGCCAACAUUGGGAGCCAAACCCAUAGCUUUUUGUAAAUUUUAGCUGUAAACCCAUAGCUGUUGUAAGGCUCCCAAAGCUAUUAAUAGCUAUUUUAGGUUUGCACCCAGCAUUCAAAAGAGCUAUUGGGUAACUAAAUGCACUGGCAAAGUGCAUUAUUCCAUGCCCUAUUACAUAUUUAUUAUUACAGCCCUAUUACAGCUUUGCAGUUGAGAUAUUGCAAGAGAAGGAUUCAACCAGUGGUUAUCUUUGAGAAAGUCUACAUUAAAAUCUCCACAGGCAACCAAAAGGGAAUUAGAAGCCAUUUGAGGGCUUAGGGUGGUUUCCAUAUCAGCUAUGAAUUUGCCAAUAGCUGCUCUUGGAGUGCAAUAAUGAGUUAGAGCGCACACGGUAGGCAUUAUCAAGUCAUGACUAGUAGCUUACCGGUAUUGUCGAAGAGAGAAGCACAAUCAUUGCAUUCUAUUGGUACUAACAUAUGGGGGAGAAACAUGAGGUUAACAGAGUAGUUUAAGAACUUAAGGGCUGCGUAACGAGCAAUGAAACAGCAUUAAUAGACAGGAAGACAGCAUUAGUGAUAAACACAUUCACUGCGACAGCAUUUUUUGAACUCUCGAUUCAUGUACGGGAUGACCCACCAGUGGGUCACUUGUAAUAUUCCUCUGGUGCGUCGUGACCUACUGGUGAGUCACCAGGGGGAUGAACUUUUUAUAAACUUCCUCAAGGCUCAGAAAGAUAGCACCACGAAACGUCAGACCAGAAGAAACAAGUCUUUUUUCUUUCCGUUAAUUUCUAGUGAAGAUGUCACUUGCGCACUGCAGGAAAGCCCUGCACAGCCACACAGGGGGAUUAGCUUCUGUGACCCACCCGUGACCCACGUAGCAGUGAAUGUGUUAAAGAGCAAAUGGGGGAAGACAGUGUUCUAAUUGACAUUAAGUGGAUGAAAUGAGGUUGUAGAGGCCAUGUGAUGUGCAGGGUGGAUAAUCGGUGAUCUAUUAUAGUUGCAGAAUGGGUGUUAAGAGAAGGGAUGCAUAGUCUGGAACAGCAGAAAACUAGGUGGUGCAAUAAAAUGAGGAAAUUUGUAGGCAUAAGAUGAUGUCAGCUAGCACAAGACAGGAGUAAUUAAAGAUCACUGGAAGAGGCCAUUUGUCCCGCAUUAGACAUAGAUAGGCUAAUGAUGAGGGCAAUAGAUGACCCCCACGCAAAUACUGUCGUGGGUUCCUCCGGUAUGAAAAUUCGUGUCACUUGAUCAAAAAUGAUGCCAAGUGCUUCAAACUAUUGCUAGAACAACAAAGGCAUUUUCAAUGCUUCAAAACACCAGAAGCCCCAUUCGUGCUGUAAUGCAAAACUUCCUUUGCUAGCACAUGCAGAAGUGAGUAAUAGUCAACACAGAGGUGCCAGCCUGGCAGAGCCCAGAUAUGAUGACCAAGCACCAGCCGUCCAUGCUGUGGCCAAUGGUUCCUUCCCUCUCCUGGGUGAGACUGUUCCCAGCAGGGAGCCUUGGCCUUUUGUUCUCGAGCAGCUUUCGGAGCUGACCGCUCUAUGUAACAAUGUAAAUAAAUGUCCUGUUUUUCGUUCUA
Molecule: messenger RNA, 5399 nt
Organism: Dermacentor andersoni
Lineage: Eukaryota; Metazoa; Arthropoda; Arachnida; Ixodida; Ixodidae
Product: alanine--tRNA ligase, cytoplasmic-like
Biological process (GO): alanyl-tRNA aminoacylation
Cellular component (GO): cytoplasm; mitochondrion
Molecular function (GO): ATP binding; nucleic acid binding; alanine-tRNA ligase activity
Source: RefSeq, a predicted model, not a curated record